AUCCAUCCCUACACCCUACGCGCUAAAAUGGAGAAAAAAGGUCAUUAUAUUUUAUUAGUCAUCGGCGUCUUCCUAAUGGAUGUUUUUGCUACAACCCUCGGAUUUGUCGCAGGCGCUAAGGCAGGCCGUCACUCUAAUUUAGGGCUCUGGCUGGUUGGAAUGUGCUGUUUCUUGUUGGCUCAAGUGGUCGUUGUAUUGCAUGGAUGCUUUGUAGCUGGUUACAAUAAGAAUGGCUCUGUGGGCAUCAAUUGCUGCAGGACUGAUGUUAUGUCUUAUUUAGUGACAUGGUGACCACUCAUUUUUCUAUCAUUCUACACUAUUAAUUUGUGCUCUGAAUCUUGCACAUUUUUAAGCAAAAAAAAAAAAAAAUUCAAAUUGUGAUUUUAUAUAGAAAUAUUUGCACUAAAUAGAACUAAAGCUUAAAGGGCUGUUUGGCAACUUCUGAAUGGGUAAGUGCUGUGUUGGGAAAAUCACCUCAAUUUUCUAACGGAAGCAAUAAAUAAUUUUCCCGUCUUUGUGUUGUCAAAAUGGGCAAAAUCAUAUGACCGAUCAAGAAUAGCAAACACAACAACAAGCAAUCAAUCAAGCGAUAAACGAACACCAAGAUUUAACGUGGAAACCCCAAAUCGGGGAAAAAACCACGAAGCCUUCCACUAAUCACCAAGAAAAUCAGUGGGUACACCAAGAAUCCUCUCUAAAUCAAUUAGAGGUAUACACAAUCAUCAAGUAACAACUUGGAACACCAAACAACAAUAAUCUUCACUCAAAAGUGAGAAAAUCAUACAAAAACGCAGCAGAGAAACAAAGGCAGUUUUACCAACUUCGAGAGGUCAAAACAACAAUCCCACCGUUGGAUAUGAAGAAGAGGAUGUGAGGAACAACAUACUAAAAUUUCAUCCCGAUCGGAGCUCGUUUGGUCGUCGAUCGGAGCACAAAACCAGGCUGCACCUCUCUUUUUCUCCCUUCUUCCUUCUCUCGGUUUCACCCCUUUUUUUUCUCUCUGUCUACUCACGCCCGCAAGAACCUGGGCUCUGAUACCAAUUGUUGGGACUGCGCGUGCCCUCACCCAACCCCGCAUUAGUAUGAUAUUGUCCGCUCUGGGUCAAGCCCUCACGGAUUUGUUUUUAGGCACCUCCCAAAAGGCCUCAUACUAAUGGGGUUGGGUGAACCUAUAUAUUUUGGUCCAUUUUUACUUCUCCCUCCGGUGUGGGACUUGGAGGAAUCCCAACAUGCUGAACCAGUAAGAGGUCUGAACCAUUAAGUGCUGAACCAGUAAGAGGUCUGAACCAUUAAGAGCUAGUAUAUUGCUUAACUAUUCAGAGGCAAAUGUCUGAUCAAUUCAGAUAAGAGGUCUUAACCAUUCAGACUCUGUAGAAU
Molecule: messenger RNA, 1377 nt
Organism: Cuscuta campestris
Lineage: Eukaryota; Viridiplantae; Streptophyta; Magnoliopsida; Solanales; Convolvulaceae
Source: the annotation of a GenBank genome assembly